Molecule: messenger RNA, 6467 nt
Organism: Acipenser ruthenus (sterlet)
Lineage: Eukaryota; Metazoa; Chordata; Actinopteri; Acipenseriformes; Acipenseridae
Product: cardiomyopathy-associated protein 5-like
Exons: 13
Coding region: 79-5883 (1934 amino acids)
Molecular function (GO): protein binding
Source: RefSeq, a predicted model, not a curated record
GGAAUGACACGGACUUGGAGUCUCUGUGUGGAGGAUUAAGGGGCAUACAUUACAAAUUCAUCAUUCAAACCGGUGACAAUGGAGGCUUGUUGUUUACCUGAAGAUAGAAUCGAGCCCGAGAUUGCUUUCACGAUCGAUGAUGCGUCGAGUGAAGUAGGAGCGAUUGAAAACGAAGAAGCGGAGGAGCUCGGCAACAGUUUGAAGGAUCUUGUCCAGGACCAAUCUAUCAAACCCAAGCUGCAGUGCCUCAUGGUGGACCCUACCUUUUCCAUGGUGACAGUCCAGAGUGAAGACAGUGGAAUAGUGUGGGAGACCUCCUCAAGCAGGUGUUCCACCCCAUGGGCUUCAGAAGCUAGCAGUACCUCUGAUGUGUUCAGUUUGGAAGGUUCUCCUGCGGGAUACACACCAGGAAAAAUUGUGUUCAUCAUGGAUCAAGAUAAAAUAGUUCGAAGGAGAAAAAGAUCGAGCCUAGGGAGCAGGAUGAGUGAAACCAAUGGGAAAACCAGGGAUAACUCCAAACAGUUUCCCAGGAAAGCCGCUGUCCCCAUCAUGGAAGUAAGUCUGCAAAAAGCAGGUACAAAUGAACUGUCGCCAGAUGCUCCCGUAACAUCUAGACCAGCAAAUAACGGAAACCCUCAUCCAAGUCCUUUGAAACGCACAAAAAUACACCCGGAGGAGCUCUCACCUGUGUCGGCUAGAUCAGGGGGCCAAGGAAAUCCACUCCACAGACAGUCUGAAAUACAUGCUGGGGAGCCUCGACCACACGCCCCUGUGACAUCUAUACCAAUAAGCCAAGGUAACCCACAUCUAAACCCCCUGAGAGAAACAGAUGUUGUUGCAGAGGAACCUGUACAACAUACUCCUGUGUCAGCUAAAGCAGCAAGCAAAGUGAACCCCUAUCCCAGUAGUUUAAGAGAAAGAGAGGAGAUGCUUCCACACAUGCCAGUGACUGCUAAGCCAGGGUUCAAAGGCAACCCGCAUCCAAAUCCUUCAGGAGCAGACAACAAUGAACCAUCGGAGCACACAGCAGUGUCGGCUAAGCCAGUGGUCAAAGGCAAUCCUCAUCCACUUCCUUUUCAGGAAAAAGAAACAGAAACACAGGAGCUGUUGCCUCAUGCUCCUGUAGCGGCUAAGCCAGUAGAAAAAAUAGACCCUCCUAAAAGAGAAGAUAAACCUCGUGGAUUGGUACAAGGAGCAUUACUGAAAUUUAACACUCCUCCACCAGAACACAAAAUUUCAACAUUUUCCCUCCAAAAAUACUCUAAAGAUCCUGUAAAAGAAGAAUUAGAAUCCAGAGAAGACCAAACCAGAGUUGCAGAUAUGAACCCCUCGUCGCCCUUGAGGUCCUCAGUCUCUGAUAAUCCAAAACCAGACAGUGCCUUGUCAAACCCAGCCCCUGUCGCAAGCUCUGCAGCUGAUCCCACUGAGCCAUCUCAGCAGAAUCCAUGCUUCUUACCAGACAUGAGCCAGAAUCCAGUGGUAACAGAGUCUGUACCAUUACUUAGGUCUACUGGUACUGCUUUCAUGGGAGCAGAGUAUUCCUUGCCUAAUCCAAGCAAGAAUACACUUCCUAAUGUUAUUGCAGCUACCUCUUCAGAAGAACCAGAGGCAGACAAGCAGACCACGGAACACAAAGCAGAGCCUGAUAGUCAGAAAGAACUCUUUAACAUUGUCUCUGAAGGCUAUGAAAUACUGAACAUUAUUGCUCCUCCGGAAAUGUUGUCCAUUGAUGAAGAGGAAAGCAGUCACAUGCAGGAUAACUUGGCUUACUUGGAAGACAAUCCACUAAUUAAACCAAAAGUCUUACAAGAGGCAGUAGAGGCUGAUGAAAUACCAGUCAUUGAAGAAGAGAUGGAAACAGAGAGCAAUGACAUAUCUGAAGAAAAAAGAGAACUAAAAGACACAAUCAUUUCAGAACAAAAAGAAACCAACAAUGUAGAACAAACAGGGACUCAAAAUUUAGAACAGAAUAGCACUACUUCUACUGAAUUAACACAGCCUUCAGCGCUUGCUCCACUUUCGAUAAAUGGAAAUAGCGACAUGGAUUAUUUUGAAAAAUUCACUUUAAUGGAUGAGCAAGUCCCUGGAGAAAAACCUAUUGUAGAAAAAACAGAAAAGGAGGAUACCCUUGUCAAUGAAGAUGAAGAAAACGUGGAGGAAAAAUCUAAAAGUGUUUCAUUUUCUGAAGACCGUGAUGUAUUUGUCUUUGUGGAUGACAUUGAAAUUGCAGGAGAACAUCUGGAUGAAGUAUUUUAUGGUACUGAACAAACUGAAGCAGAGGCCUGUACCCCAACCAAGCAUUACAUAGAAGAUGAAACAAAUGACAAAAAAGAUGCACUUCUCAAAGAAAGUGGUGCCAGUUUAUUUAGCCAUGAAGAGGAAACCCUUACUAAAUGUUACUAUCCUGUAACCACCAAAAACAUUGAUCUUUCUCUUCUGGAGGAACCACCAGCAAUGGCAUUUCUCUAUACAGAUCUGUAUGACCAGGCAACUGGAAGGAAAGAGAAAGAUGACGAACCCUCGGAUGAAGAGAGUCUUAAUUCUGACGCGUCUUUCCCUAGCAGGCUGUCUGACUCGGAUGAUAACACAGGCAUAUAUUUUGAAAAAUAUAAUUUGAAAGACGAUGUUCCCUUAGUCGAAGGGGAACCUACACCUCAAGAGGAGAAAGAAAAAGCACAAAAUAUAUGGCAUCAGAAUACUUUUGAGCUCACUGGUGGUUUCACGCAAAAAAAAAAGGAACCUGACAUCAUUAAUGAAGAUGCAAGCCCUGAAGCAUGUAGCAAGACCUCUGAUUUGUCUCCUUAUGAGGAAGCAAAACAGCUUAUUGAUGUUUAUGAGGAGUCUGAGGAUUUAGUCUUCGAAGCUGUGGUUAGUAAAGAUGACGCAGUCUCAGCAGGAGAAGCUGAAACACUAGAUGAGAAGAGUCUGGAGGUGGCUGAAGAAGAACCCCAAACUCAACAAGAUGUAAAAGAAAAGCCAGCAGAAAAGGAGAAGGAAGGAAGCAUGGUUGUUACUCGGGAUACUCUUAGCAGUCCUGAAUUUGGCAAACAUCCAUUUGACGUGCUGUCUGGAACGGCCUUGAAUGCUCCUGUAGAGGUUCACGAGCUUGACCAAAGUGAAGUGGAAGCGCCUUCUGAACCAAAUAAAGCAUCAGCAGGUGAAAUGGAAGCACAGGCUUUAGAAAUUGAAGACGAACCUCUAAUAAAAUAUGAGGUCUCAGCUGAGUCUGCAGAAGACAUUUAUACAGCUGUCCCAGAACUGAAACCUGAAGAAGAAAUCUCAGUUUCUGAGCCAAUUCAUUUGGAGGAAGGAAGUAAAAACAAGUUGUACACUGCAGAAACAACCUCCGAAACAGAUCACGUAUCCGUUCAGGACACGCAAGACAAAGCAGUCAAAAUUCCAGAGGAUGAACCACAACUAAUCAAACCAGAGCAACUAGAAGCAGAAGCUUCCUUAAUUGAAGACGACCAUCGGAAGAAGGAAGCUGCAGUAGAUCAUGUGGUAGUCAUAACUGAACAGAAGAUUAGCAUGGAACACAGAGACACUUGCAACGUGGAUGAAACUGCAGAUAAAACCCAUGAUACAGAUGUGGAAAAAUCUGAAGAACUGCAGAACCUGCAGGAAUGGCAUAGUGCAGAUUUAUCCACAGCAAGAUCAGAUAUUGUGGUAAAACGUCAAGAGCAGGAGUUAAGAAGUUCAGAAGAAACCCAGACCAAAGUGAUCCAAGAAACAGUGGAAGAAACUGUACCCGAAAAGCAGGAUGACCAACACCCUCCUGUGGAGCACAUUGCUAAACCAGAUGUUCAGCAACAUGAUACAGAAUCAUACGAGGAGGGUUUGCAUCUCGGUUUGGAAAAUGUACCAUCACAGUCAGAAAUGUACUUCGAGCAGUGCAUUGAGCGUGACGAGGAAACCGCAGAGGACUUAGAUUAUGAAAUGGUCACUCAACAAGACAUACAAGAUGAUUACACAACGUCAGAGAUGGAGCUGCUCGGGGAGAGAGAAUAUAUUAGUGAGGGCACCGGGGAGCAUCAUGAGAAUGAAUUUGACUUUGUUGACGAAGCAGCUGAGGAUGUACCAGCUGAAGAAGUGAUUGGGGAAGACUUUGAGAUAAUCGAGGCCUUAGGUGGAACUUCCAUCAUCCCAGAUGUUGAGAUGGCUCUGAAGGAACCAAAAAAGCCUCUGUUAGACACAUUCUGUCUGGUCUGCAAAUGUCCAAUUUCAGCUAUAGAUAAGCUCUUUGGAGAGCACCAGGACCAUGAUGUGUCAACAUUGGAUAAAGCAGUUGUGGUUACAAAGAAUAAACUAAUUGAGUACAUAUCUGAAUUGCAAGGAAGAGCCGAAAAGAUUGAGGAUCUGGUGUCCGAGUUGGAACUGGCCUUUAAUACAGUGGAGGAGAACUGCAGCAGAACAGAGCAGCUGCUGGACGAUCAGAACGAGGAGAUGAUGAAGACGGUGGUGGAACAGUACAGCCAGAUGUCUCAGAACCUGGAGGAGGAGAAGAAGAACAAACUGGAGCAGCUAUACGACCAGCUCGUCACCUUCCAGGAGAGCACAGAGUCUGCCAAGGAGAUCCUGGAGGAGAGUGUGAAGGAGGUGGAGGAGCCCGAGGAUCUGAUCUUCAUAUCUUCCUCCAACGACAUUAGCAGGAGACUCAACAAUGCCCUAGAGACAACUGUGGCUCUAGAACUGGCCCCCAGUGCCUUCCCUGUGUUUGAAGAUUAUGCUAAAAGCACCUCGGGAAAUGGACAGAAGCUACUGAAAAGCAUUGCUGUUCCUCAGACCCCAAAGCUACAGCCGCAGGAAGCAAGCUCUGCCACCAGUUCGUCUGUGAUGGUCUACUGGAAGGUGAACGAGGGCGAUGUUAUUGACUGCUUCCAGGUCUACUGUAUGGAGGAACCACAGGGAGCCAUGUCUGAAGAAUACAGAGUGACAGUGAAGGAGAGCUAUUGCACACUGGAGGACUUGGAGCCUGAUAAGUGCUAUUUGGUGUGGGUCAUGGCUGUGAACUACACAGGCUGCAGUUUACCCAGUGAGAAGACCUCUUUUAGAACAGCUCCCUCAGGCCCUGUAAUCAAGUCAGAGGAAUGCACGGUGUGCUGGGACACAGCCACCAUCCGAUGGAGUUCAGCAAACCUGGACGCCGUGGAGUGCUUCACUCUGGAGUACUGCAAGCAAUACGCUUGUGAGGGAGAAGGGCUCAGGUCUGUAUCUGGAAUAAGAAACUGUGAACAGAAGGUGCUUUUACAACCAAGCGAGAAUUACCUUUUCUAUAUCAAAGCUGUAAACUUUGCUGGAGCGAGUGAGCAAAGCGAGGCAGCGCUAAUCUCUACGAAAGGUACCAGGUUUCACCUGUUAAAAGAAACCGCCAACUCAGCCCUCGUGCUCUCAGAGGACGGCACUGCCAUUCACUACCAGGAGCAGACCUUCAAACACAGGGCCAAACUCAAUGACUCUCUGGGGGUCCUGGGGGAGCUGCUACCCCCUCGUGGGUAUCACUAUUGGGAAACUGCAGUGGGCGGAAGUGAGGCCUACAGGAUCGGAGUGCUGUAUCCCUCCACACCGAGAGACAGUCCCCUGGGGCAGAACAGCACCUCCUGGUGCAUUCGCUGCAACUCCUCUCCAACAAGUCGCAGGUUCGAGUUCCUCCACAGCAGUACCCAGGCUGACAUCCAGGUGGCGGAGCUGCCGCUGCGGAUCGGAACUCUGCUGGAUUACCUGCACGGGCGGCUGCUGUUCUUCAACACACAGAGUGGGCAGCUGCUGUUCUCCUACCGGCACACAUUCACAGAGGCUUGCCACCCCGCCCUGGCAGUGGAUAGACCCGGGUCCCUGACUCUGCACACAGGGAUCCAAACACCAGACUUUGUGAAGCACAGCUAACCACAUCACCCAGGAGGGCGGCCAUUAGCUCAGUUUGUGACGCCUCUUGCUUUCUGCCUUAAAAUAAGAAAUGAAAAAAAGCUCAAUGAUGGACUGGGUGCAUGAUUUGCAUUAUUUUUAAUUUUUUUUUUUGUAAAGUUGCAGUUUUUUUUUGUGGUUAAUUGCAGCAAAUAGUAUUUUCUCUGCACUGACUUAUCUGUUUCUGAUCCUAGUUAAACUUGAUAUUUUGUUCUGAAUUAAACAAAGGUUUACAAGUAAAUCUAGUUCGACAGAUGUUUAACAAUGUUAUCCAUAUCUGCAGCUUCUGAUGUUUCAUAGAUGCAUUUCUUUUGAGAUUAUCGAUAAUGCCAAUCAAAAACUGAUGAGGAGCAUGUCCAGAAGACCUACAACGAGCUGCACAUAUUGAUCCAGAGUUUUGAACAUACAUAAUAAAGUGGAGGCUUACAGAGGUUUGUACAUGCGUACGUCACACUUACAUGUGAGGUUUGAUCUUUAGAGAGCGGUAUUUUUAUUUUUUUAAUUAGACAGCAUGACAGAUUACCAGUUGAUGUCUAUCUGAUGCAGUCCAUAAAGUGUCAAUCAGG